AUGGAGAAGGUUUCAAGUCCAUGCAAUAUUGAGUUACAUGCACCAGAAAUUGUGUUCUUUGAUUUAGAAACUAACGUGCCAAAAAAAAUUGGACAACAAUUCUGGGUCCUCGAAUUCGGCGCAAUUGUAGUCAGUGCUCACAAACUCAACGAAAUCGAGAGCUACACAACAUUGAUAAGGCCAAAAGAUUUAUCUGUUGUGCCAGUGAAAUCUAGCAGAAUCGGUGGAAUAACACGAGAAGCUGUGAAAAUUGCACCAUCUUUUGAAGAUGUUGCAGAGAGGAUAUUCAGUAUUUUGAAUGGAAAGGUUUGGGCUGGUCAUAACAUUCAGAGAUUUGAUUGUGUUCGUAUCAAAGAAGCUUUUGAUGGUAUCAAUAGGGCUGCACCUGUGCCUGUUGGAAUCAUUGAUUCUUUGGUUGUUCUUACUGAGAAAUUUGGAAGAAGAGCUGGUAAUAUGAAGAUGGCAACUUUGGCUUCUUAUUUUGGCUUAGGAGAACAAAAGCAUAGGAGUCUAGAUGAUGUUAGGAUGAACUUGGAGGUUGUCAAGCACUGUGCAACAGUGUUGUUUCUGGAAUCUAGUCUACCAAAUACAUUGCAUAACAAUGAUAAAAGCAAAUGGUAUGGGUCUUCUAGCAUUGUUACAAGAAGCAAAACAAAUGGAAAAUCACCAUGUAGAGAAGAGACAAGUAGAAAAUCUCCUCCAACUUCAUUUUCAUAUCCAAGGACAGUUCCAUAUGCUAGGGGUAGUUUGGGAAAGGUGGCUGAAAGAAUGAAAGGGUUGUUGUGUAAAGCACAAGGACAACCACCAUUACAACAAUUAUUGAAGCAUUCUCAUUCAUUGCUUAGGUGA
Lathyrus sativus (Indian pea) is the source of this 849-nucleotide messenger RNA. Lineage: Eukaryota; Viridiplantae; Streptophyta; Magnoliopsida; Fabales; Fabaceae. The record is from the annotation of a GenBank genome assembly.